Molecule: messenger RNA, 3250 nt
Organism: Cuscuta epithymum
Lineage: Eukaryota; Viridiplantae; Streptophyta; Magnoliopsida; Solanales; Convolvulaceae
Source: the annotation of a GenBank genome assembly
UUACAUUUUAAACCUGCAUUACAAUACGCAUUUGACUAGUAAAACUCACAAAACCGCAUUCUCCUCACUCUGUUCCCGGCACUCCACGACCACUCUCCAUUCCAACAACAGUCCGAACGAGCAUUCUCCCACACAGCCUGCGCCGCCGCCGUGCCCUGUGCCAAGUGGCGUGUCUUUGUCUUCUCCAUCUUUCAAAACCCUAGCAACGCCAAACAUUUUAUCUGCGCCCAUAGUGGCCAACAAGGUGGCUUACCUGUGUCAAAUAUGGGAACAACUGAUGAUAGGGAUGAAAGUGGUUGCUUAUCUAUGCUAUCUUCCAAAAAUGGUUCCUUGCUUGUGCCUGCUCCACCUACAGAUAUAUGUCCCGAUACAAAGCCGGAAAAGCUUGACCAACCUAAACGUUCUACUAUGACAAGGACAGGGUUUGGGACUUCUGGGAGACAAAUCAAUUUACUUGCAAAUCAUUUUAGAGUUUCUGUGAAGUGCCCCUAUGAAACUUUCUUCCAGUACAGUGUUACUGUAAGUUAUGAGGACAAGAGUGCUGUUAAUGGAAGAUGCAUUGGGAGAAAAGUCAUAGAUAAACUUUAUCAAGCAUAUUCUUCUGAAUUUUCUGGGAAGAGGUUUGCAUACGAUGGAGAAAAAUGCUUGUAUACAGUCGGGCCCCUACCACAGAACAACAUGAAGUAUACUGUAGUCCUUGAAGAGGCUACUGCCAAACAUAGAUGCCUUGAUGAGUCUGUCAAGAGGUCUAAGUGCUCUUUCCAACCAAAGACGUUCAUAGUGGAGAUCACCUAUGCUGCUAAAAUACCUUUGGACUCCCUAUCUCACGCCCUUGAAGGAGCUGACCCAGAACCUGGUGAAGAUGCAGUGAGGGUCCUUGACAUUAUACUCAGACAACGAGCAGCUAAUAGAGGUUGCCUCUUGGUUGGUCAGUCAUUCUUCAGUGACGACUCGAGACUCUUUUCUGAAAUUGGAGGGGGUGUAACUGGCUGUCGAGGUUUCCAUUCUAGCUUUCGUCCAACGCAUGGUGGCUUAACCCUCAAUAUGGAUGUAUCUAACACCGUGAUCCUAACUCCUGGACCUGUUAUUGACUUUUUGCUUGCAAACCAGGGAAUAAAAGAACGACAUUAUAUUGACAUUGACUGGGCAAGAGCAAAGAAAACUCUAAAAAAUAUGAGGGUCAAAGCUCGGCAUAGCAACAUGGAAUAUAAAAUCACAGGGUUAAGUGAGCUACCUUGCCAUAAGCAAGUCUUUUCAAUGAAAAAGAAAAAUGAAGGUGGUUCACAUGAUGAUGGGGAGGUGAUGGAGAUUUCUGUAUAUGAUUACUUUACUAAGCUCCUCAGCGUAGAAGUCACAUUUUCUGCAUUCAUGCCAUGUGUUGAUGUUGGAAAGCCAAAAAAGCCUAUUUAUCUGCCAAUGGAGCUAUGCUCUUUGGUAUCUCUUCAAAGAUACAAAACGGCAUUAUCAUUCACGCAACGAGCGUCUUUAGUUGAAAGUUCAAGGCAGAAGCCUUCAGCAAGAAUUCAAGUUGUCGUUGAUUCCAUGAGAAGCUAUUGCUAUGAUGAUGAUCCAGUUCUUGCUGCUUGUGGAAUUUCAAUUGAAAAACAACUCAUGCCAGUUGAAGGCAGGAUCUUGGAUGCACCAAAGUUAAAGAUUGGUAAUGGUGAAGAUUGCUUUCCUCGUAAUGGCAGGUGGAACUUCAAUAAUAAGCAAUUUUUGACACCUUCUCGGGUUGAGCGCUGGUCAGUUGUCAACUUUUCUGCACGGUGUGAUACAAGUCAUCUUUCAAGGGAGCUGAUUAGCUGUGCAAGGAACAAAGGCAUUCAUAUGGAGAGGCCACACACACUUGUUGAAGAAGAUCCUCAGUAUCGACGGUCUGGUCCUAUAGUUCGAGUUGAAAAGAUGUUUGAGUUGAUAAUGUCCAAGAUUCCAGGCCCCCCUCAACUUCUUCUAUGUGUCUUGCCAGAGCGCAAAAAUUCAAAUUUGUAUGGACCUUGGAAGAAAAAAUGUUUGGUCGACUUUGGGAUAGUUACACAAUGUGUAUCACCGACAAAGAUUACUGAUAAUUACCUUACUAAUGUUCUUCUCAAAAUCAAUGCUAAGCUUGGAGGGAGCAAUUCAAUGUUGGCAAUAGAGAAAAUACCUGGUACACCUAUAAAUAAGGACACUCCGACAAUGAUUUUGGGCAUUGAUGUGUCUCACGGAUCUCCCGGACAAUCUGAUUCUCCAUCCAUUGCUGCGGUGGUUGGAUCUCGACAUUGGCCAUUGAUAUCAAAGUACCGAGCUGCUGUUCGAACUCAAUCUUCCAGGGUGGAAAUGGUUGAAACUUUAUAUAAGCCUUUAGCAGAUGGCGAGGAUGAUGGUAUCAUGCGAGAGCUGCUUGUGGACUUCUAUCAAACCAGCAAUGGGUGUAAACCAGCUCACAUUAUUGUUUUUAGGGAUGGUGUAAGUGAAUCACAAUUUAGCCAAGUUUUAAAUAUCGAGGUGGAUCAGAUGAUCAAGGCCUACAAGCAUCUUGGUGAGGUCGAUGUUCCCAAAUUUACAGUAAUUGUGGCUCAGAAGAAUCACCACACAAGGCUAUUCCAAGCUGGUGCCCCUGAAAAUGUUCCACCAGGCAUCGUUGUGGACACAAAAAUAGUGCAUCCUAGAUGCUAUGACUUUUACAUGUGUGCUCACACUGUGAUGAUGGGGACUGCUCGACCUGCACAUUACCAUGUCUUGUGUGAUGAGAUUGGCUUCUCUCCUGAUGACUUGCAAAACCUAAUUCAUUCUCUAUGUUAUGUGCAUCAAAGAAGCACUACAGCCACCUCAAUAGUGGCACCUAUUUAUUAUGCUCACCUAGCUGCACGUCAAGUGGGACAGUUCAUCAACUUCGAUGAAACUUCUUCUUUAAGCAUCACAUCGGUUCCUGAGUUGCCCAUGUUGCACGAGGAGGUCGAGGACUCCAUGUUCUUCUGCUGAAUGGCUUCAACAUUGUUUUUGAUAACUGGGUCCAUUUUUAGCAAGUGUAGUUUUAUAGGGAAAGUAGUUUUGACUUGUAACCCUAAAAAUAGCUAAGAAUAUAAAUACACAAUGCAUUCAUAACAGUUUUGUUUGUACAUCAGAAUGCAUGGUGUUAUACUGUUAUGUAGAUACAAAUCUUGUUCAAUGCAAGAUAAAAUCCAUUCUUGCCAACACAGUGCAUUUUUACUUUCACGAUUUUUGGAUAACAGUUAGAUGAUUUAUGAGUGUAAGAGACAUUAAAUGUAGA